ACUUUGUCGAUUUGGCUUGUCCGCAACUGUAUAUUGAGCAUGACAGACCGCACUCACAGAUGUUAACCAUACAUCAUGUCAAUCCCUCACACGAAGCGAGUCUGUCAGAUUAUCAAGCUCAAGCCAGAGGCUGAGGCUAAAUACAGAGCCAUCCACGCCGCAGUUUGGCCUGGGGUACUAGCUGCGCUUGAGCGGCACCACAUUGCAGACUACUCGAUUCACUAUUAUCCUCCUUUGCAACUGUUGAUUGCGAACUUCAAGUACAUCGGCUCUGACUAUGAGGCGGACAUGAAAGGCAUUUCAGAGGAUCCGGAAACACAGAGAUGGUGGGAGGUGACUGAUGGAAUGCAAGAGAGUUUUCAAACAGGUGCUACAGGCAGUGGAAGAGAUAUUCCUUGGUGGACAGAACUAGAGGAGGUGUUCCGAUUUGAAGGCAGCUCGAUUUAGCUAUGAGUUCGACCACUAACUUCCAUUGUUUUGAUCAUUCUACGACCUCCUGUGCAUUUGUUGUUUCUCGACAUGGCCUUGUGGUAAAGAUGCUUGAACUAUCAGACCUGCCUAAUGCGGUUGUACUUCGAUGCAAUCGUGAGCGUCUGCACGAUAUCCUCUUUACUCGCAUUGCAGAGACCAGAGGGAAAGCCCUUCAAUCGAAAUAAGAUAUGUUUGAACAU
Messenger RNA from Somion occarium, 671 nucleotides. Lineage: Eukaryota; Fungi; Basidiomycota; Agaricomycetes; Polyporales; Cerrenaceae. The record is from the annotation of a GenBank genome assembly.